AUGAGUGAUUUUGAAGUAUUCUUGAAAAAUUCUCAAGAUACUUUUAUUAAGAAAUUGUUGAUCAAUAAUUUAAAAGGACAAGAUAUUUUAUCUUAUAUAAAAGAAUAUAUUAUGAAAAAGAAAAGAGUGAAGUAUUUGGCUAUUAUGGAUUCCUUUAAAGGUGCAUCAGAUAACUAUGGCUAUAAGGAAUUGGUUUCAUUAAAAGAUGAAGUGGAGGAAUUUAAGUUGUAUGAUAUUAAAGUGCAAUGUUAUAAUGGUUCAAUCACUGGUCGAAGUGGGAUGAUUUGCAUGAAGUUUAUUGCCCAUAAAUAG
Rhizophagus irregularis DAOM 181602=DAOM 197198 is the source of this 312-nucleotide messenger RNA. NCBI's taxonomy places the organism in Eukaryota, Fungi, Glomeromycota, Glomeromycetes, Glomerales, Glomeraceae. The record is from RefSeq and is a predicted model, not a curated record.